AUGGGGACAGUGUAUCCUUCAAGUUCCAAGAUGGCCCAGUAUGCCCAAGUAGAAGCUCAAUUUUACAGAGAUUUUCAUGAUCUAGAGAAAAAGUAUGCUGCCUUUUACCAACCUCUGUUUGAUAAGAGAUCUGAGAUCAUCAAUGCAAUCCACAAGCCCACAGAAGAUGUGAAGAUCCUCAGCAGGAUGAUCCAAAAAAGUGAUGAGCUUGUACUAGAGCACCUGGAAGAUGUAAAAAUUAAAAUUUCAGGAUUCGAGGAACCAAUGAGCUUCACCAUAGAAUUCAUCUUCAAGUCAAAUGAAUACUUUUUCAACAAAGUCCUGACGAAAACCUACCAACUGCGAUCAGACCCAAGUGAUUCUGAUCCCUUCUUCUCCAAAGGGACAGAAAUUAUCAGUAGCACAGGGUGUAAGAUCUACUGGAAAGAGGGGAAAGAUGUCACAGUGAAAACUAGCAAGCUGCAGAGAGGUGAGGUCCGCAGAAGUUUUGCAUCCACCCCCAGGACGAUGCCUGGCUAUUCUUUCUUCACCUACUUCUAUCCUCCUGAUUCUCCUGAGGGCAGAGAGAUGAAUGUUGCCACCGAUUAUAAAUUGGGCUAUUUUUUCCGUGAAGUUCUGGUCCCGAAGUCUGUGUUAUUCUUCACUAAUGAAGCCAGAGAUUAUAACUAUAAAAGUGCUGACGAUGAUGCUAGACAAGUUGGAGGUGAGGAAAAGAAAGAAGUGAUCAGAAAUGAAAAACCUAACAAAGGGGCUGGAAAAGAUCUGGACCCAGAAGAGAGCAGUUGCUAA
Messenger RNA from Nyctereutes procyonoides (raccoon dog), 789 nucleotides. Its product is annotated as nucleosome assembly protein 1-like 1. The record is from RefSeq and is a predicted model, not a curated record. The transcript is spliced from 3 exons. Gene Ontology annotation, cellular component: nucleus; chromatin. Bases 1 to 789 code for a protein of 262 amino acids. Gene Ontology annotation, biological process: nucleosome assembly. Gene Ontology annotation, molecular function: histone binding; chromatin binding. Lineage: Eukaryota; Metazoa; Chordata; Mammalia; Carnivora; Canidae.